AUGAGUGCGAAUGGCUUCCUGGGCAGCGCCGUGGCAUGGGCCUUUUCACGCGACGGAUGGACCACGUACGGGCUCGUCAGAAGUACCCGGAGUGUCCUGGACCUCGUGCGAGAAGAGAUCAUCCCCAUCGUUGGCACCGCGGCAGAGGCUUCCACGUCCAUAUCGAAGCUGCCCGCCAUCGACGUGAUCAUCUGCUACGAGCCGCUGAGCGAGAUCAUCCCGGUGACUGAACGGAGCCUCGACGUUCACAUGCGGCUGCGAGACUUUUCCCCCCGCGACGAAGGGGUGUUUGGGCGGUAUGUGCUGUCGCUGUUCAGGUUUCCCCAGUGGGUCGGCUCCGACAAGUUGCGCAAGGACACGGGUUGGACGGACAGGAAGUCGCUGUUCCACAGCGGGUAUGAUGUGUGUCGACAGGCAUAUGAGGCGGUGAUGAGCGAGGAUUUGGAGCAGGUCGAGCGCGUGUUUGACGAGACCGCACGCGAGAGGUUUCUGGGCGGACAAGACCCUCGUAAUAAGCCUACCCAUAUUCCCGCCCUCGAAGAGCACCAUCCACGUCCUUGGGAUAUCUUCAAAGACGGUGUCGACCACGGUCUCGUUGUCGCCGUCGCGGACGAGGCGGCUGCCCGUCUUCCACUCGUCGACCAGGAUCUGCUGGACCUCACCCAGGUGGCCGAGGCUGAUGCUGUGGUAUAA
Fonsecaea erecta is the source of this 693-nucleotide messenger RNA. RefSeq lists its product as hypothetical. The record is from RefSeq and is a predicted model, not a curated record. The coding region runs from base 1 to 693 and encodes 230 amino acids. Lineage: Eukaryota; Fungi; Ascomycota; Eurotiomycetes; Chaetothyriales; Herpotrichiellaceae. The transcript is spliced from 4 exons.